AUGACAGUGACAUACAGUAACCGUGUGGCGGAUGCACGGCUUGGCACCUUUUCCAGACUGCUCCUUCGCUGGCGUGGCAGCAUUUACAAACUGCUGUACAGAGAGUUCUUUAUCUUCAUUGGUUGUUACUUUAUCAUCAGUGCCACUUACAGGUUCCUACUGAGCGAGCAGCAGAGGAUUCACUUUGAGAAGCUGGCUAUGUAUUGUAACAACUAUGCAGAGCUAAUCCCCGUCUCAUUUGUACUAGGUUUCUAUGUGACUCUGGUAGUUUCACGCUGGUGGGCUCAGUAUGAGAGUGUGCCAUGGCCGGACCGCCUCAUGUGCCUGGUGUCCAGCAAUGUGCAUGGUACAGAUGAGCGCGGCAGGAUACUGAGACGAACACUCAUGCGUUACGCCAACCUGACUGGGGUACUGAUACUGCGCUCCGUCAGUACAGCUGUCUACAAGAGGUUUCCAACUCUGCAGCAUGUGGUGAAUGCUGGUUUCAUGACACCUGCUGAGCACUUGAAGUUUGAUAGUCUGGUUUCUUCUCACAACAAAUUUUGGAUUCCAUGUGUCUGGUUUGCAAAUCUGGCAGUGACCGCAAGGACCGAAGGAAGAAUCCGGGACAAUGUGGUUCUGCAGCUGAUCCUGAAAGAGCUGAAUUCUCUGCGCACACAGUGUGGGAGACUUUAUGGCUACGACUGGAUCAGCAUCCCGCUGGUGUACACCCAGGUGGUGACAGUGGCAGUGUACAGCUUUUUCCUAGCUUGUCUGAUUGGUCGUCAGUUCCUAGAUCCUCAGAGAGGAUACCCUGGACAUGAUCUGGACCUCUAUGUCCCAGUCUUUACUUUGCUUCAGUUUUUUUUCUACGCAGGCUGGUUAAAAGUGGCUGAGCAGCUAAUUAACCCUUUUGGACAAGAUGAUGAUGACUUUGAAACCAACUGGCUUAUUGACAGGAACCUUCAGGUGUCGCUGCUCGCUGUAGAUGAGAUGCACCAAGAUGUGCCGCCCCUCGAAAAGGAUUUGUAUUGGAACGAUUCAGACCCACAACCCCCAUACACAGCAUCCACUGCAGAGACUCGCAGACCAUCCUUCCAGGGCUCUGCCUUUGACCUAAGUCUACAGAAAGAGGACUUGGAGUUUCCAGCAUUGGAGCAGAUAAAUGAAAAUGAAGAGGCCAAUCACUCCACCCCACUUCUUGGACCAUUUGGACGUUUGCUUGGUGUCCACUCACCAAGCCCUCCCCGUUCCAAUUCCCGCCUCAGUCUGUUGAUGAGACGGAGGAGUGGGGUUCCGCCUGGUCUUCCCCCCUGCACACACAAAGACAUUGGUAACUACAGAAAUGGAGAGGCCAUGCGUGACCUGAAUGUCUUCAUGACUAGCCCUUUCUACGAGAGACCAGGAUUUUAUAGUGCUCCCCAAACUCCACUCAGUGGGGUUUCCACCAUCGCAUCUCGGUUCCCUGUUCAUGGCAAUUCCACACUUUUUCCAUCACACUGGCCCAGAAAGAAGGCUCCAGUGGGUGAGACUACAGAUGAGUCCUCCAGCCUUUCACCUAGCUCAAAAAACUGCUUUGUUUGGCCCCCAGAGAGUAUGGAGCUACAUGAAGAGGUAACAGAGGAGAAUAUGGAGAGCAUACCCAACAUACAACCAGAAUACCCCUCUGAGGUACCGAGCAGUGUGCAGUUACCCAGAAGAGGAGUUAGAGCACAGCGUCUCUCUACAUUACUCCAAGGGAAUUUGGUGCAGUCAUCCCCUGAUGCCCUGCACACCCCAGGAAACAGGACACCUCGCCCUAUAUUUUCUUUUUCUCCCAUAACUUCCCCAGUUCUGCAGAGGGCAUGCCGAGUUUCCCCUUCUUCGCAGGGUCAGGUGGAUGGAAGCAGUGACGGUGGCAAUAUAGAGCAGAGUGUAGACCAAUGCUCAUCCCAAAAGGACUCUGGUAUAAGCCUGACAGAUGGAGAGUUCACAGAGCUGAUGGAAGUGAUUAUGGAGGCUGGUGAAACCCCAGAAACUCCAGAGGGGAAGAGCGUCUGAGAAGCAAAUAAUUCAGUCUGUAAUUUGUAGAGAAAUAGACAACUAACACUAACUCAGAUGUAGUUGUGCAACUAAUAUUUAGGCUAUAGCUCAAACAGCUACUAGUUACACUGCAUGCAUGCUGAAGACAAGCAAAUGGGGACAAGUUUAUGGAGACCCAAUGAGAAAAGGCAACACCAGAAAGAUAACAUAAUUCCAUCAUGCCAAAAACUAUCCAACUAUGCAGUGAUGGAUAAACCACUUUAUAAAUAUUUUUUAGAUUUAACAUAUAGCAAACAUGAUAUUUACUUUCUAAAAAAUAAAUCUAUAUUUUAUUAAA
This is a messenger RNA of Bombina bombina (fire-bellied toad), 2338 nucleotides long. It is a transcript of the gene BEST1, whose product is annotated as bestrophin 1. Lineage: Eukaryota; Metazoa; Chordata; Amphibia; Anura; Bombinatoridae. Gene Ontology annotation, molecular function: chloride channel activity. The record is from RefSeq and is a predicted model, not a curated record. Bases 1 to 2019 code for a protein of 672 amino acids. The transcript is spliced from 9 exons.